Molecule: messenger RNA, 622 nt
Organism: Rhagoletis pomonella (apple maggot)
Lineage: Eukaryota; Metazoa; Arthropoda; Insecta; Diptera; Tephritidae
Exons: 2
Coding region: 159-476 (105 amino acids)
Source: RefSeq, a predicted model, not a curated record
UUUAUAUCGGUAGCUCUAAGUGUAGUGAUAUUUGGCGCAAAAAGCAAAAUGAGUGAAGUGUGUGCUUAUAAAUAUCUUAAGUUUCUUUAUUUUAUUAAUUUCAUCUUGCAGAAAACACUAGAAGUGGGAAAAUUACAAAAAUUCAGAAAGUAAAACUUAUGGAUUUAAUGAAAAACAACAAGAAGGUGGCAAUGGGAAAUUUUGGCGGUCCAAAUAGCGCCUCGCACAGCCGCAAUGUGUGGGAAGCCGUUGCUGUGGAGCUGAACGCAGCUGGAGGAGCUUGCAAAACAGCCAAGCAGUGGAAAAAGAGUUGGGCCGACUGGAAGUGCGCAGUAAAAAAACAGCAGGCAGAAAUUAAAAGGUUUCUAAACCGAACCGGCAAUUUGCCUGCGAGCGAAGGACCUGCACCGCUGGAAGAAAUUGACUCUGAAAUUCUACAGUUCUUCACGUCCGCAAUGGUGGAAGGAGAUGGCUGAACAAACAAGCUGGCUUUUCAGAAGUAAUAUGCUUGUGUCGAUGGUCCUCUGCAAGACGACAUAACUCAAAACUAAAAAAAAAACUUACUACUGUUAAGCGGCACAUGUCUCUAAUCCUCGUCUAAUCCUUCCUAGAUAUUUAUAAA